UCCCCUCCAACCCUGGAGCUCCAGGACAGUUCCCCUUGAUGCCAGGUCAGUUUCCACCAGGUGGGGCACCCGUGCCAUACCCCGUUCCUGGACAGUUCCCCUCCCCACCUGGGGCUCCACAGGGCCCAUAUCCAAACGUGCCUUACCCACCUGGUCCAUCUGGGCCUGGCAUGUACAGCCCAGGAGGCCCUGGUGCCUUUCCACCAGAUGGAGGCCCGGGAUAUGGAGGAGGAAUGUUUCCCCCAGUUCCACCAGGGUCCUGGGGUACACCCGGAGGGGGCUUCCCUCCUCAACCUGGCCCGCCAGGAGGCUUCGGUCCAGGGCCCAUGGGACCAUACGGAGGGCCUGCAGCUCCAGGUGGAAUGCUGCCAUUGCCGUAUGAUCUUCCGCUACAUGCAGGGAUAAUGCCCCGUCUCCUGAUUACUAUAGUGGGUGAGCCAGUACCAGGAGGAAACAGGUUCCAUGUAGAUUUUGUGAGGGAGCAUGACGUGGUUUUCCAUUUCAACCCUCGUUUCCAUGAGAACACCAUCGUACGGAACACACAGCUUGGGGGCUGCUGGGGUCCUGAGGAAAGGGAGGGAGGCUUUCCCUUUGUGCAGGGCAGACAGUUUGAGCUGAAGAUCCUGGUGGAGACAGAUGGGUUUAAAGUGGCCAUGGAUGGCGUUCAUCUGCUGGAGUUUGAGCACAGAACAGGCGGGAUGGAGGAUGUCACUCGCCUGCACAUAGAGGGAGACCUCAUUCUGUUCAGUGCAGCCCCCAGCAUGAUCUAAAACCUACGGGCAUAGGAGCGAUUUGACAAUGUUGAGGUGACAUAUUAAGUCAUUGGUCCUUGAAAAGUAUAGAUUAUCUCCAAAAAAGUGUGCCAAACAGAAAUUUCUAAAAGUUAUAAUGAUAUAUUUGUUAUCUGCCUCUGCAGAUUAGUCAAACUCAAACACAUGAUCUAACAAAUGAAAUAUAGAUGUAGAGAAAGUUUCGGCCCCUCUGAGAGGUCACCAGGACACUGGUAUCGUUGAUAUAUCUAAAGCAAUAUAACUUUCUGUUUUUCCUUUCAGAAUGCAUUAUGCUAGUUACUCUUUAGCAUGUAAAACAAAUUUUGUAAAAACGAAAAGUGUACUGUUCCAAACACCUAUUGUAUUAGGAUGGUACAGUACCAAGGCCCAUGAGGGGUCAUAAACUCUAAUUCAGGAAACUGCAGACCAGAGCUGUGACACUGUGCUGAAUUACAUCAGAUCUGAAUGGCUGAAUAUUAUUUUAUUUAGUUAUGGAUAUUGGAAAAUGUUCAUUAUUUUCAAUAAAACCAUAUUAAUGAAACCAUUGUGAUAAUGGAGAUAAGCAAACAAUUAUGUCAGAAUAAAUGCUGUACUACCCCAAUUGAAA
This is a messenger RNA of Sinocyclocheilus grahami, 1377 nucleotides long. Its product is annotated as galectin-3-like. Gene Ontology annotation, biological process: negative regulation of extrinsic apoptotic signaling pathway; monocyte chemotaxis; macrophage chemotaxis. Lineage: Eukaryota; Metazoa; Chordata; Actinopteri; Cypriniformes; Cyprinidae. The record is from RefSeq and is a predicted model, not a curated record. Bases 39 to 770 code for a protein of 243 amino acids. The transcript is spliced from 4 exons. Gene Ontology annotation, molecular function: disaccharide binding; laminin binding; IgE binding. Gene Ontology annotation, cellular component: immunological synapse; cytoplasm; nucleus.